Molecule: messenger RNA, 1236 nt
Organism: Centruroides sculpturatus (bark scorpion)
Lineage: Eukaryota; Metazoa; Arthropoda; Arachnida; Scorpiones; Buthidae
Product: G-protein coupled receptor Mth-like
Exons: 3
Coding region: 179-1177 (332 amino acids)
Biological process (GO): G protein-coupled receptor signaling pathway; cell surface receptor signaling pathway
Cellular component (GO): membrane
Molecular function (GO): G protein-coupled receptor activity
Source: RefSeq, a predicted model, not a curated record
CGUGUUUUCUAAGUAGAAUGCAAGGUCACGGCAGAGGUCUUUUGACAUCUUUCCAGUUUGGAAGUGAAUAAUAGGUGUCUGAUGCCACGUAAGAAAUUUCUCGUAAAGGUGGAUUAAAGUGCAAUAAACAAUCAAAGGUAAUACGAAUAUCAGUAACGAAUCGGUGUUAUUUGAGGUGAUGGAUAUCAGCAACGAGACUACUUUACCGGAAGUUACAAACAUUAUUAACAAAACAUCUUUAAAUACAUGUCCAACAUAUGAUAUUAUACAACCCAUUCUCGCAACCACCAUUAUUUUAUCAGUACUGUGCAUAAUCAUAACCAUUAUUGUGUAUAUAAUCAUAUCAGAAUCGAAGACUUUACAUGGAAAAAUCUUGAUAUCCCUUUCGAGUUGUCUGGGUAUUAUGUAUUUCCUUCUGCUCUUCGACAUAUACUUACAACCGUACUUGCCCAUUUCCGUAUGCGUUACAAUAGGAACUGUAACUUACAUUAUGUUCUUAGCUACAUUUUAUUGGUUGAACGUCAUGACAUACGAUCUUUGGAAGACAGUAAGCUCUACCACAACAACCACAAAUUCCAGGCAUUCAAAGAAAUAUCUCAGGUAUUCCGCUUACGCUUGGACUUCGACUAUUCUUACCUGCAUCCCUCUGAUUGUCAUGCAAAAUACGAAUUUAGUUUCUAAGGAAUAUCACCCGGGAAUAGGAGACGGAAUUUGUUGGUUUAGAGGAUCCACUGCUCCUUUAAUUUAUAUGAGUGCACCAAUUGGUGUUAUACUAUUCACCAACAUAGUGAUGUUCAUCCUUACUACAAAGACUCUCGUUCGGAUAGAUAAUAUGACACAGAAGUUUCAAGUUCGACAGAAUAAAAUUCAGUUCAAAUUAUACUUCAAACUCUUCCUGGUAAUGGGACUGGUUUGGGUGACGGAUUUCAUCCCUUUUAUGUUUAAAAAUUGUCAUUUAUAUCUGGUGGCCGAUACUCUAAAUUCUCUGCACGGACUUUUUCUCUUCCUGAUUUUUAUUUGCAAAAAGAAAAUCCUUAAACCGAUUUUUGAUUCUUGCAAAAACCGUAAUUGCUCAUCUUUAUGCAAGAAACCGUCGUUUCAUCUGGACACUGGUGGCAAUUUGGAAGAAUACAGCGGAAGAAAAGAAAGUUUUUCUACCUCUGUCACCGAUAUUUAGAUAUUAAUAUUAUCUGUUUAAAUGAUAAAUACACAGUCGACCCCCCUAUAACACUGUUG